Messenger RNA from Cottoperca gobio, 18526 nucleotides. RefSeq names its product epiplakin 1 (gene eppk1). Gene Ontology annotation, molecular function: structural molecule activity; keratin filament binding. Gene Ontology annotation, biological process: intermediate filament bundle assembly; wound healing. Gene Ontology annotation, cellular component: cytoplasm; cytoskeleton; membrane. Lineage: Eukaryota; Metazoa; Chordata; Actinopteri; Perciformes; Bovichtidae. The record is from RefSeq and is a predicted model, not a curated record.
GCAAAUAUGGACGGCAAGCAAAAUGGCCACACAGUCCAGGGACCUGUGGCGGGCAUAUUUCUGGAGAAAACAAAGGAGACGAUGACCAUAUAUCAAGCCAUGAAGAAACGUCUGCUUAAGCCAGGAACAGCAUUAGCCCUGCUUGAAGCACAAGCAGCCACAGUGGGCAUCAUAGACCCAAUAAAAAAUCGAAUACUUCCUGUUACAGAUGCUGUUAAAGAGGGAAUAGUUGGACCGGAGAUGAAAGAGAAACUCCUCACAGCAGAGAAAGCUGUCAGUGGCUAUGUCGACCCCUACACCAACCAAAUGAUAUCUGUAUUCCAAGCUAUGCAAAAAGAUUUAGUCCCAAGAGAUUAUGGAUUGAGGCUGCUGGAAGCACAGAUUACCACACAGGGCCUGUAUGAUCCGGUUGAGAAGUCAAAUAUUUCAGUUGAAUAUGCGAUUCAAAAGGGCUACUAUGAAAAAGGUUUGCUCAAUGACCAGAUGUCAGAGCUCAAAGUGUUCUACAAUCCAAGUUUACAAGAAAAUCUAAACUACCAAAACCUCCUAGAGAAAUGCACCGUGGAGCCAGACACAGGCCUUGUGCUCCUUCCUGUUUGCAUCACUUUUAAAGGUCUACGAAGAGGUAUUUCCUCCACUGAACUUCUUGCAUCAAAGAUCAUUGACAAAGAAACCUUUGAUGACCUACAGAAGGGAAAAACCACCACACAGGAUGUGAUGUUGAGAGAAACAGUGAAAGAAUACCUGGAGGGCAAAGGCAGUAUUGCAGGCAUUGCUGUACUCUCAUCCAAUCAGAGAAUGAGCAUUUAUGACGCAAUGAAGAAAGGUGUACUGAUGCCCGGAACAGCACUAGUUCUACUGGAGGCACAAGCUUCGACUGGAUUCAUGAUUGAUCCUGUAGAAAAUAAAAAGUUCACGGUGGAUGAGGCCAUCAAAAACAAACUUGUUGGCCCAGAAUAUCAUGCAAAGCUGCGUUCUGCUGAGCGAGCAGUUACUGGAUACAAAGACCCAUACUCAGGUGAAACUAUAUCCCUGUUUCAAGCACUGUCAAAAGACCUCAUGGUUAAAGAACAUGGGAUUCGCCUUCUUGAGGCGCAAAUUGCAACAGGUGGAAUAAUAGAUCCGAUACACAGCCACAGACUACCAACAGAAGUGGCCUUCAAGAGAGGCUAUUUUAAUGAAGAAAUGAACGCCAUACUAGAGGAUUCUGGGGAUGACACAAAGGGUUUUUUUGACCCAAACACAGAAGAUAAUCUAACUUACGUUCAGCUGAUGCAAAGGUGCGUCACUGAUCCCAUCACUGGACUGUGUCUCCUGCCUCUCCUCUCCAAGUCAGACAGGCUGAAUUUCAACUUUAUUGACUACAAAACUAAAAUGGUCUUCAAAGAGGAGAAGGUUAAUGUGACAUACGGGAAGUACAUGGGAAUGACAGUAUCACUGUGGGAACUCCUGAUGUCGGAAUACUUUGAUGAACAACAGAGGCAAGACAUCAUUCAAAAGUUCCGAGAGGGAAAGCUCAAUAUCAAGAUGAUUAUCACAAUGGUUCUUGAAGUCAUAGAAAAGUCUGUAAAAACAACUAAUGUUGUCUUUGAAGGCAUCAGAGAAACUGUUACAGCCAAACAGCUUAUGGAAGCAGAUAUCAUUAGUAAGGAGGUAAUGGAGGAUCUGAAAAAGGGAAGAAUGUCAGUGAGGGAAGUGAUAGAAGAUGAAAAUGUGAAUGUGUACCUACAGGGGAAAGACAGCAUCGCAGGCAUUCUGCUUCCUGAUUCUCGAAUCAUGACCAUCUACCAGGCCAAACAAAAAGGAAAGCUGAUGCCAGGAACUGCUCUGAUUCUACUGGAGGCACAAGCAGCAACAGGGUUCAUGAUUGACCCUAUUGGAAACAGAAAGUUUUCGGUGGAUGAUGCUAUUAAAGCAAAGAUUGUGGGGCCUGAUGUGUGUCAAAAGUUGCGCUCAGCAGAAAAAGCGGUCACUGGGUACAGAAAUCCAUAUGAUGGCAAAAUAAUCUCUUUGUUCCAAGCCAUGCAAAAAGAUCUCAUCGUAAAAGACCAUGGCAUUCGACUCCUGGAGGCACAAAUUGCCACUGGUGGGAUCAUUGACCCAGUCAACAGCCAUCGAAUUCCUGUCCAUGUGGCCUAUAAGAGGGGAUACUUCACUGAGGAAAUGAAUGAGAUCCUGGCUGAUCCAAGUGAUGACACCAAAGGAUUCUUUGAUCCCAACACCCAUGAGAACCUGACAUACUUGCAGCUCAUGGCCAGAUGUGUAAUAGAUCCCAGUACAGGUCUGUGCCUCUUGCCACUAAAAAGCAAAAGUAACAGAAUUAACAUAGAUGAUAGUAUUAGGGAGACAUUCAAAACAACAACAGUUACUGUUAAGUAUGGCAGGUUCAAGGGCAAGCACACAACACUCUGGGAUCUUAUCAAUUCAGAGUAUUUGACGGAAGACAAAAGACAGGAGUUUUUCAAGCUCUUUAAGUCAAGGAAAAUCACAAUUGAGCAACUCAUUGUCACCAUUGUAGAGGUCAUUGAGAGUAAGGAGAUAAAACGACAAGCAAGGCUGAACUUUAAAGGUCUCAGAGGAGAGGUCUCUGUUGUGGAUCUUUUGGAGCUUGAAAUAGUGGAUGAAAAAACAUACAACAGUUUGAUUGAUGGAAAGAUUACAAGCAACGAUGUGAUGAAAAUUGACAGUGUGAGAGAUUACCUUCAAGGGAAAAGUUGUGUAGCUGGGGUGAUACUGCAACCCUCCAAUCAGAAGCUAAGCAUCUAUGAGGCACAGAGAAUUGGCAUUCUCACACCUGGCACGGCCCUCUGCCUCCUUGAAGCACAAGCGGCUACAGGGUUCAUUGUUGAUCCUCUGAAAAACAAUAAGCUCACAGUGAAACAAGCUCUCAGAGAAAAGGUGAUUUGUCCCCAGAUGCAUGAAAAGCUUUUGUCUGCAGAGAGGGCUGUCACUGGUUACAGAGAUCCAUACAGUGGUCAAAAUAUCUCACUUUUCCAAGCCUUGCAAAAGGAUCUAAUUGUCAAGCAGCAUGGCAUCUGUUUACUUGAGGCCCAGAUUGCUACAGGUGGUAUCAUUGAUCCUUUGAAGUGUAUUCACUUACCUCUUGAGGUUGCAUACAGGAAAGGAUAUUUUGAUGCAGAACUUAAUAAGGUCCUAUCAGACCCAACUAAUGACACAAAGGGAUUUUUUGACCCAAAGACACAACACAAUCUGACAUAUAUGGAGAUGUUGGGUAGAUGUGUAAAAGAUAAUGAAACAGGACUGUUUCUCCUGCCACUGAAUGACAAGCCAAAAGUUACUGAAACAAAGGAAAAAGUGUACUCGAACACAGAGAUAAAGCAAGAGUUUAAAAAGACAGCUGUGAGCAUAUCAGUAGGACACUACUCAGGAAAAUCUGUUUCUCUAUGGGACUUGAUUCACUCUGGGUACUUUACUGAAGAUCAGCAGCUUGAUUUCUUUGAAAAAUACAGAACAAGGAAGAUCAACACACAAACCCUAAUCACAUUAGUGAUUUCCACCAUUGAAAAACUGGAGAAGAGUGAAACUCCCAAAAUGAUAAUGGGCCUGAGAAAACCUGUCUCUGCACAACAACUACUGGAUUCUGAUAUAAUUGAUGCAGAUAUAUUCAAACAGGUGAAUGAAGGAAAACUCACUCUUGAAGCAGUAAUCCAACGUGAACCUGUGGGAGGAUACAUGAAGGGAACCGGAAGCAUUGCUGGAAUUAAGGUUCAUCCAUCCCAGAAAGUAAUGAGCAUAUAUGAAGCAAAAAAGGAAGAUCUGUUGACACCUGGCAUUGCACUUCUACUGCUUGAAGCACAGGCAGCAACAGGAUGGGUCAUUGAUCCUCUCAAAAACAAGUUAUAUACUGUUGAUGAGGCAGCUAGACAGAAAGUAAUUGGACCAGAUGUACAUGAGCAACUUCUCUUAGCUGAAAGAGCUGUCACUGGCUAUAAAGAUCCAUACACAGAUGCAACAAUAUCACUGUUCGAAGCCAUGAAUGAAAAGCUGAUUCAAAGAAGUGAUGGUAUUCGUCUCCUUGAGGCACAGAUUGCAACCGGAGGAAUCGUUGACCCGAAUCAAAGUCACAGGCUACCUGUUCAUGUUGCUAUUAAAAAGGGAUAUCUGGAUGAAGAAAUAAGCAAAACUCUGGUGAACCCCACUGAUAAUGCAAAGGGAUUUUUCGACCCAAACACAAAAGAAAAGCUCUCUUACCUUCAGCUGAUAAAGCGAUGUGAGAAAGAUCCUAAAACUGGGCAACUUCUUGUACCCCUGUAUCAAAAUGAAUCCCAUGUAUUUCACACGGAUGAGCAAAUAGAGCUUACAUUCAAAAACCAAACUAUAGCCAUAAAUGCAGGAAGAUUUAAAGACAAAGAGGUGACAUUGUGGGAAGUGUUAAUCUCUGAAUACAUAUCAGAACAAAAAAGGGAGCAGCUCAUACAACAAUACAAGACAAGAGCCACAAAAAUAGAUGAGUUAACUGAAAUACUCACCGUUAUCAUUACAGAGGUAUCAUCCAAAGAAAGAAAGUUCAAAGGACUAAGAAAGCAGGUCUCAGCUAGUGAGUUGUAUGAGUCAAAGAUUAUCACAAAGGAGCUUUUCACACAGAUUAUACAAGGAGAAGUAACAGAAGAGAAUGUUAACAAAAUGGAAAUGAUUCAGAAAUACCUGGGAGCUACAAACUGUAUAGCAGGUGUCAGAGUCGAAUCUACAAAGAAAGUUAUGAGCAUCUACGAAGCAAGAACCAAAGGCCUGCUGACAGCUGGCACAUCACUUGUACUGCUUGAGGCCCAAGCUGCAACUGGCUUUGUCAUUGACCCAGUGAACAACAAGAAACUUUCAGUAGAGGUUGCUGUAGCUCAAAAAGUGGUUGGCAGUGAGUGGAAAAACAAACUUCUUUCAGCAGAAAGGGCAGUUACAGGAUACAAAGAUCCCUACACUGGAAACACAAUUUCAUUGUUCCAGGCCUUGAAAAAAGAUCUCAUCGUCAAAGAUCAUGGAAUUCGUCUACUUGAAGCGCAAAUUGCCACCGGAGGCAUAAUUGACCCAGUGUACAGUCACAGAGUGCCUGUACAGGUGGCAUACACAAGAGGUUACUUUGACAAGGAAAUGAACCAGAUUCUGUCUGACUCUGAUGAUGACACCAAGGGCUUCUUUGAUCCCAACACACAAGAGAACCUCACCUAUCUUCAGCUGGUGGAGAGGUGUGUCAUAGAUCCCAUUACAGGCCUUAGCUUACUUGUGAUUACAAAGAAAGGCGAGUUUUAUUUCUUUGUCGAUGAGGCAACAAAACUAAUUUUGAAAUCUACAACAACAACCAGAGCAGAGGGAAAAUACCAAGGAACAACCGUGUCUCUCUGGGAUAUGCUCUACUCCAAAUACAUCACUGAGGAAAAGAGGAGAGAGCUUGUAAAAAAGUACAAGUCUGGAUCAAUCACAAUCGAGCGCUUCUUGGAAAUAAUCCUGACUAUCAUUGAGCAGCAGAGCACAACAACCGCUCACACAAUCAAAUCUACCAUCACCACUACAGUCACAGAGACCAAUGAAGUUCAAAACUUCCAUGGAAUCAGAAAGGAUGUCACUGCUGCUGAGUUGCUUGAAUCAGAAAUCAUCAAUGAGGAUCUCUACAAAAGCCUUACAGCUGGAACAGUCACAGUGACAGAAGUGAGUGAAAUGGAUUCAGUGCGUAAGUACUUAGAGGGAACUAACAGCAUUGCAGGAGUGUACCUGCAGUCCACCAAAGAGACCCUAAGUAUCAAUGAAGCCAGAAGCAAAGGUCUGCUGACUCCUGGUACUUCUCUGGUUCUGCUGGAGGCCCAAGCUGCAACUGGCUUUGUCAUUGACCCUGUGAACAACAAGAAACUUUCAGUAGAGGAGGCUGUAGCUCAAAAAGUGGUUGGCAGUGAGUGGAAAAACAAACUUCUUUCAGCAGAAAGGGCAGUUACAGGAUACAAAGAUCCCUACACUGGAAACACAAUUUCAUUGUUCCAGGCCUUGAAAAAAGAUCUCAUCGUCAAAGAUCAUGGAAUUCGUCUACUUGAAGCGCAAAUUGCCACCGGAGGCAUAAUUGACCCAGUGUACAGUCACAGAGUGCCUGUACAGGUGGCAUACACAAGAAAAUACUUUGACGAGGAAAUGAACCAGAUUCUGUCUGACCCUGAUGAUGACACCAAGGGCUUCUUUGAUCCCAACACACAAGAGAACCUCACCUAUCUUCAGCUGGUGGAGAGGUGUGUCACAGAUCCCAUUACAGGCCUUAGCUUACUUGUGAUUGCAAAGAAAGGCGAGUUUUAUUUCUUUGUCGAUGAGGCAACAAAACUCAUUUUGAAAUCUACAACAACAACCAGAGCAGAGGGAAAAUACCAAGGAACAACCGUGUCUCUCUGGGAUAUGCUCUACUCCAAAUACAUCACUGAGGAAAAGAGGAGAGAGCUUGUAAAAAAGUACAAGUCUGGAUCAAUCACAAUCGAGCGCUUCUUGGAAAUAAUCCUGACUAUCAUUGAGCAGCAGAGCACAACAACCGCUCAGUCAUCAAUCGUCAUGUGCCAACCACCAGAAAGAAAAGUGGACAGCAGCACAAUCAAAUCUACCAUCACCACUACAGUCACAGAGACCAAUGAAGUUCAAAACUUCCAUGGAAUCAGAAAGGAUGUCACUGCUGCUGAGUUGCUUGAAUCAGAAAUCAUCAAUGAGGAUCUCUACAAAAGCCUUACAGCUGGAACAGUCACAGUGACAGAAGUGAGUGAAAUGGAUUCAGUGCGUAAGUACUUAGAGGGAACUAACAGCAUUGCAGGAGUGUACCUGCAGUCCACCAAAGAGACCCUAAGUAUCAAUGAAGCCAGAAGCAAAGGUCUGCUGACUCCUGGUACUUCUCUGGUUCUGCUGGAGGCCCAAGCUGCAACUGGCUUUGUCAUUGACCCUGUGAACAACAAGAAACUUUCAGUAGAGGAGGCUGUAGCUCAAAAAGUGGUUGGCAGUGAGUGGAAAAACAAACUUCUUUCAGCAGAAAGGGCAGUUACAGGAUACAAAGAUCCCUACACUGGAAACACAAUUUCAUUGUUCCAGGCCUUGAAAAAAGAUCUCAUCGUCAAAGAUCAUGGAAUUCGUCUACUUGAAGCGCAAAUUGCCACCGGAGGCAUAAUUGACCCAGUGUACAGUCACAGAGUGCCUGUACAGGUGGCAUACACAAGAGAAUACUUUGACGAGGAAAUGAACCAGAUUCUGUCUGACCCUGAUGAUGACACCAAGGGCUUCUUUGAUCCCAACACACAAGAGAACCUCACCUAUCUUCAGCUGGUGGAGAGGUGUGUCACAGAUCCCAUUACAGGCCUUAGCUUACUUGUGAUUGCAAAGAAAGGCGAGUUUUAUUUCUUUGUCGAUGAGGCAACAAAACUAAUUUUGAAAUCUACAACAACAACCAGAGCAGAGGGAAAAUACCAAGGAACAACCGUGUCUCUCUGGGAUAUGCUCUACUCCAAAUACAUCACUGAGGAAAAGAGGAGAGAGCUUGUAAAAAAGUACAAGUCUGGAUCAAUCACAAUCGAGCGCUUCUUGGAAAUAAUCCUGACUAUCAUUGAGCAGCAGAGCACAACAACCGCUCAGUCAUCAAUCGUCAUGUGCCAACCACCAGAAAGAAAAGUGGACAGCAGCACAAUCAAAUCUACCAUCACCACUACAGUCACAGAGACCAAUGAAGUUCAAAACUUCCAUGGAAUCAGAAAGGAUGUCACUGCUGCUGAGUUGCUUGAAUCAGAAAUCAUCAAUGAGGAUCUCUACAAAAGCCUUACAGCUGGAACAGUCACAGUGACAGAAGUGAGUGAAAUGGAUUCAGUGCGUAAGUACUUAGAGGGAACUAACAGCAUUGCAGGUGUGUACCUGCAGUCCACCAAAGAGACCCUAAGUAUCAAUGAAGCCAGAAGCAAAGGUCUGCUGACUCCUGGUACUUCUCUGGUUCUGCUGGAGGCCCAAGCUGCAACUGGCUUUGUCAUUGACCCUGUGAACAACAAGAAACUUUCAGUAGAGGAGGCUGUAGCUCAAAAAGUGGUUGGCAGUGAGUGGAAAAACAAACUUCUUUCAGCAGAAAGGGCAGUUACAGGAUACAAAGAUCCCUACACUGGAAACACAAUUUCAUUGUUCCAGGCCUUGAAAAAAGAUCUCAUCGUCAAAGAUCAUGGAAUUCGUCUACUUGAAGCGCAAAUUGCCACCGGAGGCAUAAUUGACCCAGUGUACAGUCACAGAGUGCCUGUACAGGUGGCAUACACAAGAAAAUACUUUGACGAGGAAAUGAACCAGAUUCUGUCUGACCCUGAUGAUGACACCAAGGGCUUCUUUGAUCCCAACACACAAGAGAACCUCACCUAUCUUCAGCUGGUGGAGAGGUGUGUCACAGAUCCCAUUACAGGCCUUAGCUUACUUGUGAUUGCAAAGAAAGGCGAGUUUUAUUUCUUUGUCGAUGAGGCAACAAAACUAAUUUUGAAAUCUACAACAACAACCAGAGCAGAGGGAAAAUACCAACGAACAACCGUGUCUCUCUGGGAUAUGCUCUACUCCAAAUACAUCACUGAGGAAAAGAGGAGAGAGCUUGUAAAAAAGUACAAGUCUGGAUCAAUCACAAUCGAGCGCUUCUUGGAAAUAAUCCUGACUAUCAUUGAGCAGCAGAGCACAACAACCGCUCAGUCAUCAAUCGUCAUGUGCCAACCACCAGAAAGAAAAGUGGACAGCAGCACAAUCAAAUCUACCAUCACCACUACAGUCACAGAGACCAAUGAAGUUCAAAACUUCCAUGGAAUCAGAAAGGAUGUCACUGCUGCUGAGUUGCUUGAAUCAAUCAUCAAUGAGGAUCUCUACAAAAGCCUUACAGCUGGAACAGUCACAGUGACAGAAGUGAGUGAAAUGGAUUCAGUGCGUAAGUACUUAGAGGGAACUAACAGCAUUGCAGGUGUGUACCUGCAGUCCACCAAAGAGACCCUAAGUAUCAAUGAAGCCAGAAGCAAAGGUCUGCUGACUCCUGGUACUUCUCUGGUUCUGCUGGAGGCCCAAGCUGCAACUGGCUUUGUCAUUGACCCUGUGAACAACAAGAAACUUUCAGUAGAGGAGGCUGUAGCUCAAAAAGUGGUUGGCAGUGAGUGGAAAAACAAACUUCUUUCAGCAGAAAGGGCAGUUACAGGAUACAAAGAUCCCUACACUGGAAACACAAUUUCAUUGUUCCAGGCCUUGAAAAAAGAUCUCAUCGUCAAAGAUCAUGGAAUUCGUCUACUUGAAGCGCAAAUUGCCACCGGAGGCAUAAUUGACCCAGUGUACAGUCACAGAGUGCCUGUACAGGUGGCAUACACAAGAAAAUACUUUGACGAGGAAAUGAACCAGAUUCUGUCUGACCCUGAUGAUGACACCAAGGGCUUCUUUGAUCCCAACACACAAGAGAACCUCACCUAUCUUCAGCUGGUGGAGAGGUGUGUCACAGAUCCCAUUACAGGCCUUAGCUUACUUGUGAUUGCAAAGAAAGGCGAGUUUUAUUUCUUUGUCGAUGAGGCAACAAAACUCAUUUUGAAAUCUACAACAACAACCAGAGCAGAGGGAAAAUACCAACGAACAACCGUGUCUCUCUGGGAUAUGCUCUACUCCAAAUACAUCACUGAGGAAAAGAGGAGAGAGCUUGUAAAAAAGUACAAGUCUGGAUCAAUCACAAUCGAGCGCUUCUUGGAAAUAAUCCUGACUAUCAUUGAGCAGCAGAGCACAACAACCGCUCAGUCAUCAAUCGUCAUGUGCCAACCACCAGAAAGAAAAGUGGACAGCAGCACAAUCAAAUCUACCAUCACCACUACAGUCACAGAGACCAAUGAAGUUCAAAACUUCCAUGGAAUCAGAAAGGAUGUCACUGCUGCUGAGUUGCUUGAAUCAGAAAUCAUCAAUGAGGAUCUCUACAAAAGCCUUACAGCUGGAACAGUCACAGUGACAGAAGUGAGUGAAAUGGAUUCAGUGCGUAAGUACUUAGAGGGAACUAACAGCAUUGCAGGUGUGUACCUGCAGUCCACCAAAGAGACCCUAAGUAUCAAUGAAGCCAGAAGCAAAGGUCUGCUGACUCCUGGUACUUCUCUCGUUCUGCUGGAGGCCCAAGCUGCAACUGGCUUUGUCAUUGACCCUGUGAACAACAAGAAACUUUCAGUAGAGGAGGCUGUAGCUCAAAAAGUGGUUGGCAGUGAGUGGAAAAACAAACUUCUUUCAGCAGAAAGGGCAGUUACAGGAUACAAAGAUCCCUACACUGGAAACACAAUUUCAUUGUUCCAGGCCUUGAAAAAAGAUCUCAUCGUCAAAGAUCAUGGAAUUCGUCUACUUGAAGCGCAAAUUGCCACCGGAGGCAUAAUUGACCCAGUGUACAGUCACAGAGUGCCUGUACAGGUGGCAUACACAAGAGAAUACUUUGACGAGGAAAUGAACCAGAUUCUGUCUGACCCUGAUGAUGACACCAAGGGCUUCUUUGAUCCCAACACACAAGAGAACCUCACCUAUCUUCAGCUGGUGGAGAGGUGUGUCACAGAUCCCAUUACAGGCCUUAGCUUACUUGUGAUUGCAAAGAAAGGCGAGUUUUAUUUCUUUGUCGAUGAGGCAACAAAACUCAUUUUGAAAUCUACAACAACAACCAGAGCAGAGGGAAAAUACCAAGGAACAACCGUGUCUCUCUGGGAUAUGCUCUACUCCAAAUACAUCACUGAGGAAAAGAGGAGAGAGCUUGUAAAAAAGUACAAGUCUGGAUCAAUCACAAUCGAGCGCUUCUUGGAAAUAAUCCUGACUAUCAUUGAGCAGCAGAGCACAACAACCGCUCAGUCAUCAAUCGUCAUGUGCCAACCACCAGAAAGAAAAGUGGACAGCAGCACAAUCAAAUCUACCAUCACCACUACAGUCACAGAGACCAAUGAAGUUCAAAACUUCCAUGGAAUCAGAAAGGAUGUCACUGCUGCUGAGUUGCUUGAAUCAGAAAUCAUCAAUGAGGAUCUCUACAAAAGCCUUACAGCUGGAACAGUCACAGUGACAGAAGUGAGUGAAAUGGAUUCAGUGCGUAAGUACUUAGAGGGAACUAACAGCAUUGCAGGUGUGUACCUGCAGUCCACCAAAGAGACCCUAAGUAUCAAUGAAGCCAGAAGCAAAGGUCUGCUGACUCCUGGUACUUCUCUGGUUCUGCUGGAGGCCCAAGCUGCAACUGGCUUUGUCAUUGACCCUGUGAACAACAAGAAACUUUCAGUAGAGGAGGCUGUAGCUCAAAAAGUGGUUGGCAGUGAGUGGAAAAACAAACUUCUUUCAGCAGAAAGGGCAGUUACAGGAUACAAAGAUCCCUACACUGGAAACACAAUUUCAUUGUUCCAGGCCUUGAAAAAAGAUCUCAUCGUCAAAGAUCAUGGAAUUCGUCUACUUGAAGCGCAAAUUGCCACCGGAGGCAUAAUUGACCCAGUGUACAGUCACAGAGUGCCUGUACAGGUGGCAUACACAAGAGAAUACUUUGACGAGGAAAUGAACCAGAUUCUGUCUGACCCUGAUGAUGACACCAAGGGCUUCUUUGAUCCCAACACACAAGAGAACCUCACCUAUCUUCAGCUGGUGGAGAGGUGUGUCACAGAUCCCAUUACAGGCCUUAGCUUACUUGUGAUUGCAAAGAAAGGCGAGUUUUAUUUCUUUGUCGAUGAGGCAACAAAACUCAUUUUGAAAUCUACAACAACAACCAGAGCAGAGGGAAAAUACCAACGAACAACCGUGUCUCUCUGGGAUAUGCUCUACUCCAAAUACAUCACUGAGGAAAAGAGGAGAGAGCUUGUAAAAAAGUACAAGUCUGGAUCAAUCACAAUCGAGCGCUUCUUGGAAAUAAUCCUGACUAUCAUUGAGCAGCAGAGCACAACAACCGCUCAGUCAUCAAUCGUCAUGUGCCAACCACCAGAAAGAAAAGUGGACAGCAGCACAAUCAAAUCUACCAUCACCACUACAGUCACAGAGACCAAUGAAGUUCAAAACUUCCAUGGAAUCAGAAAGGAUGUCACUGCUGCUGAGUUGCUUGAAUCAGAAAUCAUCAAUGAGGAUCUCUACAAAAGCCUUACAGCUGGAACAGUCACAGUGACAGAAGUGAGUGAAAUGGAUUCAGUGCGUAAGUACUUAGAGGGAACUAACAGCAUUGCAGGUGUGUACCUGCAGUCCACCAAAGAGACCCUAAGUAUCAAUGAAGCCAGAAGCAAAGGUCUGCUGACUCCUGGUACUUCUCUGGUUCUGCUGGAGGCCCAAGCUGCAACUGGCUUUGUCAUUGACCCUGUGAACAACAAGAAACUUUCAGUAGAGGAGGCUGUAGCUCAAAAAGUGGUUGGCAGUGAGUGGAAAAACAAACUUCUUUCAGCAGAAAGGGCAGUUACAGGAUACAAAGAUCCCUACACUGGAAACACAAUUUCAUUGUUCCAGGCCUUGAAAAAAGAUCUCAUCGUCAAAGAUCAUGGAAUUCGUCUACUUGAAGCGCAAAUUGCCACCGGAGGCAUAAUUGACCCAGUGUACAGUCACAGAGUGCCUGUACAGGUGGCAUACACAAAAUACUUUGACGAGGAAAUGAACCAGAUUCUGUCUGACCCUGAUGAUGACACCAAGGGCUUCUUUGAUCCCAACACACAAGAGAACCUCACCUAUCUUCAGCUGGUGGAGAGGUGUGUCACAGAUCCCAUUACAGGCCUUAGCUUACUUGUGAUUGCAAAGAAAGGCGAGUUUUAUUUCUUUGUCGAUGAGGCAACAAAACUCAUUUUGAAAUCUACAACAACAACCAGAGCAGAGGGAAAAUACCAACGAACAACCGUGUCUCUCUGGGAUAUGCUCUACUCCAAAUACAUCACUGAGGAAAAGAGGAGAGAGCUUGUAAAAAAGUACAAGUCUGGAUCAAUCACAAUCGAGCGCUUCUUGGAAAUAAUCCUGACUAUCAUUGAGCAGCAGAGCACAACAACCGCUCAGUCAUCAAUCGUCAUGUGCCAACCACCAGAAAGAAAAGUGGACAGCAGCACAAUCAAAUCUACCAUCACCACUACAGUCACAGAGACCAAUGAAGUUCAAAACUUCCAUGGAAUCAGAAAGGAUGUCACUGCUGCUGAGUUGCUUGAAUCAGAAAUCAUCAAUGAGGAUCUCUACAAAAGCCUUACAGCUGGAACAGUCACAGUGACAGAAGUGAGUGAAAUGGAUUCAGUGCGUAAGUACUUAGAGGGAACUAACAGCAUUGCAGGAGUGUACCUGCAGUCCACCAAAGAGACCCUAAGUAUCAAUGAAGCCAGAAGCAAAGGUCUGCUGACUCCUGGUACUUCUCUGGUUCUGCUGGAGGCCCAAGCUGCAACUGGCUUUGUCAUUGACCCUGUGAACAACAAGAAACUUUCAGUAGAGGAGGCUGUAGCUCAAAAAGUGGUUGGCAGUGAGUGGAAAAACAAACUUCUUUCAGCAGAAAGGGCAGUUACAGGAUACAAAGAUCCCUACACUGGAAACACAAUUUCAUUGUUCCAGGCCUUGAAAAAAGAUCUCAUCGUCAAAGAUCAUGGAAUUCGUCUACUUGAAGCGCAAAUUGCCACCGGAGGCAUAAUUGACCCAGUGUACAGUCACAGAGUGCCUGUACAGGUGGCAUACACAAGAAAAUACUUUGACGAGGAAAUGAACCAGAUUCUGUCUGACCCUGAUGAUGACACCAAGGGCUUCUUUGAUCCCAACACACAAGAGAACCUCACCUAUCUUCAGCUGGUGGAGAGGUGUGUCACAGAUCCCAUUACAGGCCUUAGCUUACUUGUGAUUGCAAAGAAAGGCGAGUUUUAUUUCUUUGUCGAUGAGGCAACAAAACUCAUUUUGAAAUCUACAACAACAACCAGAGCAGAGGGAAAAUACCAACGAACAACCGUGUCUCUCUGGGAUAUGCUCUACUCCAAAUACAUCACUGAGGAAAAGAGGAGAGAGCUUGUAAAAAAGUACAAGUCUGGAUCAAUCACAAUCGAGCGCUUCUUGGAAAUAAUCCUGACUAUCAUUGAGCAGCAGAGCACAACAACCGCUCAGUCAUCAAUCGUCAUGUGCCAACCACCAGAAAGAAAAGUGGACAGCAGCACAAUCAAAUCUACCAUCACCACUACAGUCACAGAGACCAAUGAAGUUCAAAACUUCCAUGGAAUCAGAAAGGAUGUCACUGCUGCUGAGUUGCUUGAAUCAGAAAUCAUCAAUGAGGAUCUCUACAAAAGCCUUACAGCUGGAACAGUCACAGUGACAGAAGUGAGUGAAAUGGAUUCAGUGCGUAAGUACUUAGAGGGAACUAACAGCAUUGCAGGAGUGUACCUGCAGUCCACCAAAGAGACCCUAAGUAUCAAUGAAGCCAGAAGCAAAGGUCUGCUGACUCCUGGUACUUCUCUGGUUCUGCUGGAGGCCCAAGCUGCAACUGGCUUUGUCAUUGACCCUGUGAACAACAAGAAACUUUCAGUAGAGGAGGCUGUAGCUCAAAAAGUGGUUGGCAGUGAGUGGAAAAACAAACUUCUUUCAGCAGAAAGGGCAGUUACAGGAUACAAAGAUCCCUACACUGGAAACACAAUUUCAUUGUUCCAGGCCUUGAAAAAAGAUCUCAUCGUCAAAGAUCAUGGAAUUCGUCUACUUGAAGCGCAAAUUGCCACCGGAGGCAUAAUUGACCCAGUGUACAGUCACAGAGUGCCUGUACAGGUGGCAUACACAAGAAAAUACUUUGACGAGGAAAUGAACCAGAUUCUGUCUGACCCUGAUGAUGACACCAAGGGCUUCUUUGAUCCCAACACACAAGAGAACCUCACCUAUCUUCAGCUGGUGGAGAGGUGUGUCACAGAUCCCAUUACAGGCCUUAGCUUACUUGUGAUUGCAAAGAAAGGCGAGUUUUAUUUCUUUGUCGAUGAGGCAACAAAACUCAUUUUGAAAUCUACAACAACAACCAGAGCAGAGGGAAAAUACCAACGAACAACCGUGUCUCUCUGGGAUAUGCUCUAUUCCAAAUACAUCACUGAGGAAAAGAGGAGAGAGCUUGUAAAAAAGUACAAGUCUGGAUCAAUCACAAUCGAGCGCUUCUUGGAAAUAAUCCUGACUAUCAUUGAGCAGCAGAGCACAACAACCGCUCAGUCAUCAAUCGUCAUGUGCCAACCACCAGAAAGAAAAGUGGACAGCAGCACAAUCAAAUCUACCAUCACCACUACAGUCACAGAGACCAAUGAAGUUCAAAACUUCCAUGGAAUCAGAAAGGAUGUCACUGCUGCUGAGUUGCUUGAAUCAGAAAUCAUCAAUGAGGAUCUCUACAAAAGCCUUACAGCUGGAACAGUCACAGUGACAGAAGUGAGUGAAAUGGAUUCAGUGCGUAAGUACUUAGAGGGAACUAACAGCAUUGCAGGUGUGUACCUGCAGUCCACCAAAGAGACCCUAAGUAUCAAUGAAGCCAGAAGCAAAGGUCUGCUGACUCCUGGUACGUCUCUGGUUCUGCUGGAGGCCCAAGCUGCAACUGGCUUUGUCAUUGACCCUGUGAACAACAAGAAACUUUCAGUAGAGGAGGCUGUAGCUCAAAAAGUGGUUGGCAGUGAGUGGAAAAACAAACUUCUUUCAGCAGAAAGGGCAGUUACAGGAUACAAAGAUCCCUACACUGGAAACACAAUUUCAUUGUUCCAGGCCUUGAAAAAAGAUCUCAUCGUCAAAGAUCAUGGAAUUCGUCUACUUGAAGCGCAAAUUGCCACCGGAGGCAUAAUUGACCCAGUGUACAGUCACAGAGUGCCUGUACAGGUGGCAUACACAAGAGAAUACUUUGACGAGGAAAUGAACCAGAUUCUGUCUGACCCUGAUGAUGACACCAAGGGCUUCUUUGAUCCCAACACACAAGAGAACCUCACCUAUCUUCAGCUGGUGGAGAGGUGUGUCACAGAUCCCAUUACAGGCCUUAGCUUACUUGUGAUUGCAAAGAAAGGCGAGUUUUAUUUCUUUGUCGAUGAGGCAACAAAACUAAUUUUGAAAUCUACAACAACAACCAGAGCAGAGGGAAAAUACCAACGAACAACCGUGUCUCUCUGGGAUAUGCUCUACUCCAAAUACAUCACUGAGGAAAAGAGGAGAGAGCUUGUAAAAAAGUACAAGUCUGGAUCAAUCACAAUCGAGCGCUUCUUGGAAAUAAUCCUGACUAUCAUUGAGCAGCAGAGCACAACAAACGCUCAGUCAUCAAUCGUCAUGUGCCAACCACCAGAAAGAAAAGUGGACAGCAGCACAAUCAAAUCUACCAUCACCACUACAGUCACAGAGACCAAUGAAGUUCAAAACUUCCAUGGAAUCAGAAAGGAUGUCACUGCUGCUGAGUUGCUUGAAUCAGAAAUCAUCAAUGAGGAUCUCUACAAAAGCCUUACAGCUGGAACAGUCACAGUGACAGAAGUGAGUGAAAUGGAUUCAGUGCGUAAGUACUUAGAGGGAACUAACAGCAUUGCAGGAGUGUACCUGCAGUCCACCAAAGAGACCCUAAGUAUCAAUGAAGCCAGAAGCAAAGGUCUGCUGACUCCUGGUACUUCUCUGGUUCUGCUGGAGGCCCAAGCUGCAACUGGCUUUGUCAUUGACCCUGUGAACAACAAGAAACUUUCAGUAGAGGAGGCUGUAGCUCAAAAAGUGGUUGGCAGUGAGUGGAAAAACAAACUUCUUUCAGCAGAAAGGGCAGUUACAGGAUACAAAGAUCCCUACACUGGAAACACAAUUUCAUUGUUCCAGGCCUUAAAAAAAGAUCUCAUCGUCAAAGAUCAUGGAAUUCGUCUACUUGAAGCGCAAAUUGCCACCGGAGGCAUAAUUGACCCAGUGUACAGUCACAGAGUGCCUGUACAGGUGGCAUACACAAGAAAAUACUUUGAUGAGGAAAUGAACCAGAUUCUGUCUGACCCUGAUGAUGACACCAAGGGCUUCUUUGAUCCCAACACACAAGAGAACCUCACCUAUCUUCAGCUGGUGGAGAGGUGUGUCACAGAUCCCAUUACAGGCCUUAGCUUACUUGUGAUUGCAAAGAAAGGCGAGUUUUAUUUCUUUGUCGAUGAGGCAACAAAACUCAUUUUGAAAUCUACAACAACAACCAGAGCAGAGGGGAAAUGCCAAGGAACAACCGUGUCUCUCUGGGAUAUGCUCUACUCCAAAUACAUCACUGAGGAAAAGAGGAGAGAGCUUGUGCAAAAGUACAAGUCUGGAUCAAUCACAAUCGAGCGCUUCUUGGAAAUAAUCCUGACUAUCAUUGAGCAGCAGAGCACAACAACCGCUCAGUCAUCAAUCGUCAUGUGCCAACCACCAGAAAGAAAAGUGGACAGCAGCACAAUCAAAUCUACCAUCACCACUACAGUCACAGAGACCAAUGAAGUUCAAAACUUCCAUGGAAUCAGAAAGGAUGUCACUGCUGCUGAGUUGCUUGAAUCAGAAAUCAUCAAUGAGGAUCUCUACAAAAGCCUUACAGCUGGAACAGUCACAGUGACAGAAGUGAGUGAAAUGGAUUCAGUGCGUAAGUACUUAGAGGGAACUAACAGCAUUGCAGGUGUGUACCUGCAGUCCACCAAAGAGACCCUAAGUAUCAAUGAAGCCAGAAGCAAAGGUCUGCUGACUCCUGGUACUUCUCUGGUUCUGCUGGAGGCCCAAGCUGCAACUGGCUUUGUCAUUGACCCUGUGAACAACAAGAAACUUUCAGUAGAGGAGGCUGUAGCUCAAAAAGUGGUUGGCAGUGAGUGGAAAAACAAACUUCUUUCAGCAGAAAGGGCAGUUACAGGAUACAAAGAUCCCUACACUGGAAACACAAUUUCAUUGUUCCAGGCCUUGAAAAAAGAUCUCAUCGUCAAAGAUCAUGGAAUUCGUCUACUUGAAGCGCAAAUUGCCACCGGAGGCAUAAUUGACCCAGUGUACAGUCACAGAGUGCCUGUACAGGUGGCAUACACAAGAAAAUACUUUGACGAGGAAAUGAACCAGAUUCUGUCUGACCCUGAUGAUGACACCAAGGGCUUCUUUGAUCCCAACACACAAGAGAACCUCACCUAUCUUCAGCUGGUGGAGAGGUGUGUCACAGAUCCCAUUACAGGCCUUAGCUUACUUGUGAUUGCAAAGAAAGGCGAGUUUUAUUUCUUUGUCGAUGAGGCAACAAAACUCAUUUUGAAAUCUACAACAACAACCAGAGCAGAGGGGAAAUGCCAAGGAACAACCGUGUCUCUCUGGGAUAUGCUCUACUCCAAAUAUAUCACUGAGGAAAAGAGGAGAGAGCUUGUGCAAAAGUACAAGUCUGGAUCAAUCACAAUCGAGCGCUUCUUGGAAAUAAUCCUGACAAUCAUUGAGUAGCAUGUGCCAACCACCAGAAAGAAAAGUGGACAGGAAACGAGGAAAUGAACCAGAUUCUGUCUGACCCUGAUGACACCAAGGGCUUCUUUGAUCCCAACACACAAGAGAACCUCACCUAUCUUCAGCUGGUGGAGAGGUGUGUCACAGAUCCCAUUACAGGCCUUAGCUUACUCUCAUUGCACAAAAAAACUAAAGAAAAGCUUUCUACAAGCAC